This is a messenger RNA of Budorcas taxicolor (takin), 1116 nucleotides long. Its product is annotated as collagen alpha-1(I) chain-like. The record is from RefSeq and is a predicted model, not a curated record. The coding region runs from base 1 to 1116 and encodes 371 amino acids. The transcript is spliced from 2 exons. Lineage: Eukaryota; Metazoa; Chordata; Mammalia; Artiodactyla; Bovidae.
AUGGUUUUUGCAGAUAGAAGCGAGCACGAGGAGCCGGGCGUGCCGGGCGCAGGUCGAUGCUCCACAGCAGAAACCCACGAAGCGAGGAAGGGGGAGGGCGACCACCGGGGGCCCGACCCACCCGCCCCGCCCGCGGCGAGGACGACCGACCGGCCACGUCGGUUCCCGAGGGGCGCAGCGCGCCGCGGCGGCGUGGGGGAGCGAGGGGGCGACCCCGGUCGUGGGCCCGACGCGGGUCCGGGGACGGCCGACGCGCCCUCGCGUCCACCCGCCGAGGGACCCGACCCGCGCUCGGGCGAGGCCACCGGGACUCCCCUGGCCCCCCGGGCGGGCGGGGAAGCGAGACGCACCGGGGCGCGGCCCGGGGAUCGCCAGACGGACGGACCGGGCGGGCGGACGGACGGACGGAGAGGGGCACCGACGGCGGGGGCGGUGGGGCCCGGGGCAACUGGAAACCACCCGGACGCAGGCGCCCGAGGUCUCAGCACCGGGUGGGGGCGCUCCCGCGGCGCCCAGGACGCCGGCCCCGGGCCGCUCGCGGGGCCCGCGCGCCCCAACCCGCAGCGCCGCGGGGGCCCGGGAGAACGCUCUCCCGCCGCGUCCCCGCGCCCCCACGGCCCUCGCGCCACCCGCCGGGCCCAGCUCCCCGCCUCGGCGCCCGAGGGCCCUCCGCCCGGGGACGCCAGCUGCAGGGAGGCCGGGGACGACACCCACGGCCCCGGGCAGCGGAGGGGGCGCGGGCGGGCACCCGUGCAGGGCGGGGGGACGGCGGGCAGCGAGCGCCGCGGGGCCGGGCCCCGAGAGAGCGACACGGCCGGGCCGGCAGGACAGCACGCGCGGGCCCCACCGCCACACGCGGGGGCGCUCCCGGGACGCCGGCCACCCCCCCGAGCCCCCACGCCCCGGCCCCGCCGCCCGGCCCGCGUGCCCCGCGCCGCCGCGUGCAGCGGAGGGGCCCGGACACCGUCCCCGCAGAUCGGCCCUCAUCGAGUCCGACCCCGAGGCUCACGUCGAGGGAGGGGGCCCAGCCACCGGCCGCCGCUCGCUCGGGGGAAGGCCGGCGAGGUCAUGCUCCACGCUUUUGGGGAAUUGAGUUUUUCUUUUCCUUUGGAUUAG